Molecule: messenger RNA, 973 nt
Organism: Schistocerca serialis cubense
Lineage: Eukaryota; Metazoa; Arthropoda; Insecta; Orthoptera; Acrididae
Exons: 4
Coding region: 107-607 (166 amino acids)
Source: RefSeq, a predicted model, not a curated record
UUCAAAAUGUAAACAGCACGCGAACAUGUUAUAGUUGAAAGUAUUCGUUCUGUAGCAACUUUAGUGAAAUUUUGCGACUAGGCCGUAUCGUAAAGACAGACGCGACAUGUCGAUGCUUACUCAGAUAAAUCCUUUACUCAUAAAAAUUCCAAAUAUUCGAUUUGCAGCACCUUUCAGAAACAUUAAUUUAUCGGUCCCUCAAAAGAUAACCGUAGUGUCGGUGACAGUCGGAGUGGUCUUAAUCGGUUUUUUAGCGAGAUACUUGCGUCGCAGAAGAAGGGUGAUUAAUUACAACAAACGUGGAGGUAAUCAACGUAUCUACUCUUCCCGGGGUGCAAAAAGUCCGAAUGGAGACGCGGGCAGCGUGCAGAGCGGCCGCCGCAGCGGCAGCCCGGGCGGCGCGCGCCCGCUGACCCGGCAGGCCUCCGUGCUGUCGUCGGACCGCGGCUCGCUGCCCGCCUCGCUCGGCCUCGGACUGCCCUCCGCCUCCGAGGCGCCCGCCGGACUCACGCCGCAGCAGCUCGGCGUCAUGGGUAAGUGGAAAUCGUCGCCUCUCGCCGGCAUGCUGUUCUGUUUAACGGAGACCCUGGGGAGCGAGUUGUUUUAAAGGGUGCGUUAAUGGGAAUGUCACGAAAUAAGACUAUGUACCAGAAGCUACGAGUCAUUCAAAAACCUACGGAAUACAAACGAAAAAGAAAACGAUGGGAAACUUGAAAAUAAUUAGUUUAUAAUUUGGUGAGUAUAGGACGCGUGGGCGGGGUAGCUUCCUUCUCCAUCGCCUUGUAGUUUAUUUGUAGCUGUUUGCUAUAAGUGAUAGGUUUUCGUAUUAAUAUCAGACACGUCAGCGGGAGUAACUGAAGAUAAAUUUUGUGUACAUUCAUCACAGCCAGUGGUUAAGAACUGCCAAUAUCAUACAACUGCGGUGAUUAACAGAAAUAGAAAAGUAUUAGAGGAGGAACGGGAAGACAAUAAA